Hibiscus syriacus is the source of this 1608-nucleotide messenger RNA. Its product is annotated as tubulin beta-1 chain-like. Gene Ontology annotation, molecular function: GTP binding; structural constituent of cytoskeleton; GTPase activity. Gene Ontology annotation, cellular component: microtubule; cytoplasm. The transcript is spliced from 4 exons. Lineage: Eukaryota; Viridiplantae; Streptophyta; Magnoliopsida; Malvales; Malvaceae. The record is from RefSeq and is a predicted model, not a curated record. Gene Ontology annotation, biological process: microtubule cytoskeleton organization; mitotic cell cycle. The coding region runs from base 69 to 1412 and encodes 447 amino acids.
CAUCGCGCAUUUCAGCAAGCUCUGCAAAUUCAUUCGAUUUUCAGAAAUCCGAGCCAAGUUAGGGAAAUAUGAGGGAAAUCCUUCAUGUUCAAGGUGGACAAUGUGGCAACCAGAUUGGUUCCAAGUUUUGGGAGGUUGUUUGCGAUGAGCACGGCAUAGAUCCAACUGGAAAGUACAUUGGUACCACGGAUCUGCAGUUGGAGCGUGUAAAUGUUUACUAUAACGAGGCUUCAUGUGGCCGAUUUGUUCCUCGUGCUGUGCUCAUGGACUUGGAGCCUGGUACAAUGGACAGUGUCCGAACCGGUCCUUACGGUCAGAUUUUCAGGCCAGAUAACUUUGUUUUCGGACAAUCUGGUGCUGGAAACAAUUGGGCAAAGGGCCAUUACACUGAGGGAGCUGAGCUUAUUGAUUCCGUUCUUGAUGUUGUGAGGAAAGAGGCUGAGAAUUGUGACUGUCUGCAAGGUUUCCAGGUGUGCCACUCCUUGGGUGGAGGAACUGGUUCUGGGAUGGGUACCUUGCUAAUCUCAAAGAUUCGAGAGGAGUACCCCGAUAGGAUGAUGCUUACAUUCUCGGUGUUCCCCUCGCCAAAGGUUUCGGAUACGGUUGUGGAGCCGUACAAUGCUACUCUCUCUGUUCAUCAGCUUGUCGAGAAUGCCGAUGAGUGUAUGGUCCUUGAUAAUGAGGCUUUAUACGAUAUCUGCUUCAGGACUCUCAAAUUGACGACUCCUAGCUUUGGUGACUUGAACCACUUGAUCUCUGCAACCAUGAGUGGAGUCACUUGCUGUCUCAGGUUUCCCGGUCAACUCAACUCCGACCUCCGAAAGCUUGCCGUGAACCUGAUUCCCUUCCCUCGUCUUCACUUUUUCAUGGUCGGGUUCGCUCCUCUAACCUCCCGCGGUUCCCAGCAGUACCGUGCUCUGACUGUCCCCGAAUUGACUCAACAAAUGUGGGAUGCAAAGAAUAUGAUGUGCGCUGCUGACCCAAGGCACGGUCGCUACCUCACUGCAUCAGCAAUGUUCAGAGGCAAGAUGAGCACUAAGGAAGUCGAUGAGCAAAUGAUCAAUGUCCAAAACAAGAACUCAUCCUACUUCGUGGAGUGGAUUCCGAACAACGUGAAAUCCAGCGUCUGUGACAUUCCGCCUAGAGGACUGUCAAUGGCAUCCACCUUCGUAGGAAACUCGACCUCGAUCCAGGAAAUGUUUAGGAGAGUCAGCGAACAAUUCACGGCUAUGUUCAGGAGGAAGGCUUUCUUGCAUUGGUACACCGGUGAAGGCAUGGACGAGAUGGAGUUCACCGAGGCUGAGAGCAACAUGAACGACCUCGUGUCCGAGUAUCAGCAAUACCAGGAUGCCACCGCCAAUGAGGAAGGUGACUACGAGGACGAGGAAGAGGAGGACGAAGAGCACAUGUGAAGAGGCGAAUGCUUGAACGAAGCUGUUGGUAAUGUAGCAUACGGUAUAAUGAUUUUUCGAGCGUGUUUGGCAUUCCAUGUAAUGAGUAAUGAUCGAGUCUUUCAUUUUGCCUUUGUUUCAGCUUGUGAGUUAUGUACGAUUAUUGGAUGACUGAAAUAUUUUGAAAGUGGUAAUGGCAUAUCUAUGUUUGCAGUUA